AUGGACUCGGCUCCAUGGGAUACGAAACCACUGUCACAGUCAUUGGUGACCAAUGAGCAACUCGGAGAAGGUACUCGUCCUGUGGAACCCACCUCUAGCUGCCAUGAAGGCGGCUUUGAGCGCUUCCCGCGCCGUUGCGACGAUAUCACCGAGUCACAUAGGCCGUAUUCAUCCGUCGCUUCAACUGCUCAGCAACGCAGCUUAUCACCGUCGACUCUGGUCAGGCGUCGCGUUGGACCAGUUGACAGAGAUGAGGACUUCGUCUACAAUAAAAAUCCGGCGAGACCUGGCGGAUCUCGUCAGCAUAGAGGCCAGUCUUUUGAUGCGGCAUCGGGAUCAGGAAUGCUUCUGCAACCGGAUACUCGAGUCAUAACUUCAGACCAGCUUGCCGCGGAAGUCCAAGGUAUUUACGCCGGACUGGCUUUACUCGAGAGCAAAUGCAUUGAGUAUGACAGCACACAGAAGGAGACUGAUCUAAGCCAAGGGCAAUAUCACGUAUUAAUUUCCCUUCACUGGUCACUUCUCCAUGAGCAUCAUGACUUUCUAUUGGCACCCAGCACCCAUCGGCGAGCGCCGCGCUCCGAAGACUUGCAUCUAAAGCUUCUAAGGCGGAAACUGCCUGGCUCGCUCGAGCAUAUGCUUACCUUCAUUUAUAUCGCAUAUACCAUGAUGGCGGUACUAUAUGAGACAGUUCCCACGUUUGAAGAUACGUGGAUAGAGUGCCUUGGUGACUUAGGGCGUUACAGGAUGGCAGUUGAAGACGAUGAUAUCCAUGAACGAGAAACUUGGACUGGUGUAUCAAGAUCCUGGUAUACUAAGGCUUCGGAUGAGACACCAACGACUGGACGACUUUAUCACCACCUAGCGAUUUUGGCACGACCAAAUGCCCUGCAACAGUUGUACCUCUAUGCUAAAUCUCUCUGCGUUCCAGUCCCAUUCCUCAGCGCUAGGGAUAGCGUCAUGACGCUAUUCGAUCCCCUCUUAAAUGCAAAUCCAAGCGCUUCUCAACGUCUGGAGCCAGUUGAUGUAGCUUUUGUGCGAGUUCAUGGCAUACUCUUCUCUGGCACACAUGAGGAUCAGCUCGAGCCCUCGAUGAAGCAAUUUCUGGAACUUCUGGAUAAUCGCAUUGGAAGAGAACAUGGAAAUUGGCUUGAAUCUGGGUAUUUUAUUGGCAUCUCAUUAAGCUGUCUUCUCCUAGGUUUUGGAGAUGCGUCAAAUGUCCUUAUGAAUGCUGUUUUGAAGAGUCAACAAGUAGACGACACUAUAAUGGAUGAUCUUCCAGAUCCGGUGCUGACUGACGCAUUCAACACAGCGGUGGGAUUUGCAGCUCGCACGUAUGAGAUUGUUAUUGCUCGGUGGGGUGACAAGAACACAUUGCCAUGCCUUCAUACCCUCUUGGUAUUCUACUGGUUUAUGAUGGAUUUUGACGUAGGGAGACAGUACUUGGAGGACUCGCUCCCAUGGGAACAGACUGCUUUACUACUUAACUAUCUAUUACGGACUAGCGAGUUUACACCACGGUUGGAUACCCCGGAAAUUCCGUGGCCCGAAGGUGGUAAGGCGCAUCAUCUUCCCGAAGACUAUGCUAUGCGUGGUUUAAUCUAUACUGGAACCUAUUUUCCGAAGAAGUGGAUUGAUAAUACGGCGAUUGAUGAUGACGAAAAAUACUUUGAGCCUGCGUCAACGCAUGGCAAUGAGGAAAAGAAGACUACACUGGGACGAGAAAACUGGGCAGUUUUCGACUAA
Messenger RNA from Metarhizium acridum CQMa 102, 1746 nucleotides. Lineage: Eukaryota; Fungi; Ascomycota; Sordariomycetes; Hypocreales; Clavicipitaceae. The record is from RefSeq and is a predicted model, not a curated record.